Clupea harengus (Atlantic herring) is the source of this 2425-nucleotide messenger RNA. Its product is annotated as Transmembrane protein 263-B-like. Lineage: Eukaryota; Metazoa; Chordata; Actinopteri; Clupeiformes; Clupeidae. The record is from RefSeq and is a predicted model, not a curated record.
ACAUCUAUAACGUCACUUCCUGUACAGUGUAGCCAAACACUGCUAAAUCGUGAAUAGAAGAAAAAUCACAAAAUACUCUUUUGAGGAAAAAAAAGUGUGUUUACAGGUCCUCCCACACGCAUUGUUCAUUCAACCAACGUGGUCUUUCAAGGAAGGAUUAUCGACACUGUCUCCCGUUUAGUAUCAGGUACAUGAUGAAGGGUCCAGACCCAGACACAGAGGUUGUGGAGGAGAACAGUUCAUCACCUGUAGAUGCUAACAAUGAAGAAAUCCCACCAUACCUCCGGGAAGAGCCACCUGAAGACCUGGAGAAAGACCACCCGAAGACGGAGGCUGGCGUGAUCUGGCGGGUGACGGGCGGCCUCUUCAACAUGACCAGGGGCGCGGUGGGCGCCACGCUGGGCGGAGUGGCCUGGGUGGGCUGCAAGAGCUACGAGCUCACCAAGACGGCCGUCACCAGCGUGCCCGCCGCCGGCGUGGGCCUGGUCAAGGGCAGCGUGUCCGUGGUGACCGGAGGGGUGGGCGCGGUGGGCUCGGCAGUGGCGAGUAAAGUCACACCAAAGAAAAAGGACAAGUCUGAUUAAAGUCCAAACCAAUCAGUCCAACUGCCCACUCCAGACCAGAGAUCCCUCUCACCGACCCCACCUCUCUCUCAACAGCCUCUGUCUGCUUCUGUGUCUGCCCCUUCAAUCGAUCAACAAGACAGAUGUUUUCUUACAAAAAGAGUAAGACCGUUUUAUUGCAAACAAUCUGUUACCGAGGUACUUGUGACAGUAGCAAUUUAAUUUUGUCAUUUACUUUAGAUUUAGUUGUGUUUUCUCUUUUUUUCUCUUCUGGGAGAAGGCUGUGUCUUGAUGUGUGCAAGCAAUGUAGGGUUGAGUGUAGGUGCUUUUGCCUUUGUUGCUAAAUGUAGACAUUUGUAGACAUUCAAGCUGAUUUUGGUCAAACAACACUCAGUGUCAAUGCUGAGCUUAACGCUUAUGUUGCAAUGAAUAAAAAGCUAAGCUGUACAUUCAGCCUUAGUUUCACAGAUGUCCAUUGGUCCAACGUAUAUACAUGUGUAGUAGUGUGAAUUAUCCAUCGUAUUAUUACAAACUUUGUGCAAUCAAAUGCUCGCUAGUAUUUCCAAUUCAAAUUCAAACGUGUUUGGGAUCUAUGCUGUUUUUGUUUUGGGGGAAGCAUUUUUCUUCUUUUCAGGAUGUGUUUGGGAACAGGAGAGAGAAUUUUCCAAGAGGGAGAUCUUUCACAUGCUUACACAUAACUGCCCCACUGCAGAAUGAAUGAAUGAAUGAAUGAACGGUGUUAUUAAUUCCAUUUGUCAUUUUAACGAUGAACAUUGAAAUGUUGACUCCAAGACCACACAUGUCCGUCAGUCUUGUAUGUCUGUUGUUCAUUGAAUUCCAGCCUCAAAAUCAGGCAUUUGAUUCCAUGUUAGGGAGGUUCAGAGGAUGCAACAUUUGGUGUGAAUAAAAAUGUUAUUUUUUCUUUCAUGUAAGAUCAGUGGACUGUGUCUAGUAUUUCUUCUACUUUUGCUGUUUGUCAAGUUCAGUUUAUCGGGGCCUCGGCUUCUCUGUGCAACAUCCAGAAGUCUUUGUCAGCACAACUGUUAUGUCAUCAUGAAAACAAAUUGAAAGCCACAGGAUGUGAGGACACACUUAGCCCUGGCAUUUUCUGCUCUUGAUUUAAAUGUACAUCCAUGUGCCUCAGCUCUUAAGGAAAUAAAUGAUUUGUAGCCACUUAUGCCCUUUAAAAAAUGGAACAUUCCUUGUUAUAGUGCCACUGCUGUGUACGUUUUGUUCCAAUCUCAGUAUUCUGUUUCGUCAAUAGAAAAAUCUUUUCAGACAAAAGAUUACUCACAAAAAACACUAAGCUGUUAUCUCUGCAAAGUCCUUUUCCUGAUUUUUCGUAUUUCAAAGGUGUUUAGUUUUUGAAGCAAAUUGCCCAGGACAAACCAUCCAUGUACAUCUUGUUUUGUUUGUGUGUUCAUAUAUGAUUAUCCUAUAUAAGUCCCCAACCUUUUUUGCAGUGUGUUAUUUGAGCUUGAGAACAGUGUCUUCUACACACAGUGUACUGUUUAAGUUAUUAUAAAUCUGUUUCAUUUUUUUAUGCUUUUUUUUCUUUGUCUUUUUACGUGCUCAUCUGCAUUAUGUAUUUCUGAUAGGAUGCUUAUGUCUUGGAAACUCUGUUACGAUAAACUGGACUUUAAAGACCAGGUAGAUUUUGUCUAUUAUAGAACUAUUUUUGCUAAAUCUGCUGUAUUCUAUAAAUAAAGCAACUCUGUAUUUUAAAAUGAUGUGCCCUGGGUUUUUUUUUUGUUUGUUUUUGUUGUUUUUGUUGUUUUUUGCUGACCUAUUAAAAGGCUGAUCACUUUAUUUGAGUAUUCACCUUUAGACACAACAAAGCCAAUAAAAGAUGUCUAAACUGA